UAAAGAUCACCUUUCUGGAUACCUGAGGCUCAGACUGCAGCAUGCAACAACCAGGCAGGCUGAGGCUGAGGCCGUGGCUGGAGGAGCAGAUUCAUUCUGGGAAGUAUCCAGGAGUCAGCUGGCUCGACCAGUCAGCAAGAAUUUUCCAGAUCCCAUGGAAACAUGCAGCUCGUCAUGGCUGGAGUAUUGACCGUGAUGCUACACUCUUUAGGAGUUGGGCCAUGCACACUGGACGAUACCAGCCGGGCAAAGACAAGCCGGAUCCCAAGACGUGGAAGGCAAAUUUCCGGUGUGCCUUGAAUUCUCUGCCUGACAUCUGUGAGCUGCGGGAGCACAGCAGGAAACGAGGCAGCAAUGCCUACAGAGUGUACAGGAUGCUGCCCAGCACACAAACACACAGACGCAGGAGAGGGCUUCGGUUGUUCAGCAGGCCCCGAGAGAGACAGGCGAGUUUAGGAGGGUGCACACCUGAUGAUACCUGCACCGUGCAUACUUGGCAACCCACCACAAGACCCAUUUCAGACAUACCGCCAAAAGUGGAAACACCUGCAGAAGACGCAUUACACAGCACUCAAACACAUGGGACGUGGGAAGCCAAACCAGAGGACCAGGAACAAAACGAGGCUGUCUUUAAGCUGAUGGACCACUUAAGCAAUGCUGACCUGUGGAACCAGACUGGGGAGCAAAGAGGAUGGAGAACACACACACUGUGGGACCACUGGCACUGUCCUGGUGAUGAUAGCCUGUACUCCCUCCAUACAGAUAACUACAGUGAUCUGUUUGGCCCAAACUACAUCAAGGAGCUCUCUGACUGGUCCACACAUCAGCAAACACUGAUGCCAUAGAGUCAUGAUGCAGCCAACAGUACCUAAAUGUGCAAACCUACUUAAAUAAACAGCUCAUCCUCUUCCUGUUUGUGUAACAGCA
Molecule: messenger RNA, 927 nt
Organism: Scomber japonicus (chub mackerel)
Lineage: Eukaryota; Metazoa; Chordata; Actinopteri; Scombriformes; Scombridae
Gene: irf1a
Product: interferon regulatory factor 1a
Exons: 7
Coding region: 42-845 (267 amino acids)
Biological process (GO): regulation of transcription by RNA polymerase II; immune system process
Cellular component (GO): nucleus
Molecular function (GO): DNA-binding transcription factor activity, RNA polymerase II-specific; RNA polymerase II cis-regulatory region sequence-specific DNA binding
Source: RefSeq, a predicted model, not a curated record